This is a messenger RNA of Penicillium riverlandense, 1020 nucleotides long. RefSeq lists its product as uncharacterized. The transcript has a single exon. The coding region runs from base 1 to 1020 and encodes 339 amino acids. The record is from RefSeq and is a predicted model, not a curated record. NCBI's taxonomy places the organism in Eukaryota, Fungi, Ascomycota, Eurotiomycetes, Eurotiales, Aspergillaceae.
AUGGCCAGCCACACAAUCGGCGUCUUUCCCGCCUCGGGGGGCAUCGGAGGCAGCACUGUCAAGCAUCUUCUUCCUCGUUUUCCUGCCAAAGACCUCGUGUUUGUCGCUCGGGAUCCCGCCAAGUUGGACUUGGCCUCUGCUGCCGGAGCGACUGUCCGGCAGGCUGAUUAUGACGAUGACAAGUCGCUCGAGCAUGCUUUUGAUGGCGUCGAAACUUUAUUCUUGAUAUCGUAUCCCUCGGUCGAAUUUGAGCACCGAGCUGAGGUGAGACUUCGGUGUUCCGGGAGGGCUCCCUCCAUCGGAGAGAUGGCAACUAACCUCGAGAACUUGCAGCGUCACAGGGCGGCAAUCAACUUUGCUCUUCGCAGUGGAGUGCGAUACAUUUUCUACGGGUCCCUGGGCUUCGCCGGGUUCACUGGCAGCGAAGCCAACACAGAAACUGUGGCGCAUGUAAUGCGCGCUCAUUUGGAUACCGAGAAGCAUCUUGAAGAAUGCAGGCACCAGCAUCCCGGAUUCGCCUACACAAUUGUACGCGAGGGCCUUUACUCUGAGUCGUACCCCCUCUACACGGCCUUUUUCAAUCCCCGCAAUCCAGUCGACGAGAUCAAGAUUGCACACGACGGCUCUGGGCCGGGAAUUGCCUGGGUUAAGCGUGAAGAACUCGGCGAGGGAACAGCGGAGCUUCUGAGAAUCUUUGCCAAAGAGCCAAAGAAAUUCCAAUACCGUAACUCCACUGUUCUUCUUUCAGGCUCCCGGGCCUUGACUCUUAAAGAAACCGUGGAAAUUCUGGCCAAAAUCGCAAAGAAGCCGGUGAGGAUCCGUCAGGUCUCGGAUGAGGAGUUUGCGCGGCAGUCUCAGGUGCCGCCAAAUUUCACUUAUCGUGGAGUAGACCUCUCCAAGCCCUGGGCAACUGCAUUCGAAGCAUUCCGUCAAGGCGAGGCCAGUGUCGCGUCCCCAUUACUGCGCGAACUGCUAGGCCGAGAGCCAGAAGACUUUGAGACCACGAUCUCGCAACUAUAG